Cataglyphis hispanica is the source of this 2083-nucleotide messenger RNA. RefSeq names its product basic-leucine zipper transcription factor A (gene mtg). Bases 196 to 1920 code for a protein of 574 amino acids. The record is from RefSeq and is a predicted model, not a curated record. NCBI's taxonomy places the organism in Eukaryota, Metazoa, Arthropoda, Insecta, Hymenoptera, Formicidae. Gene Ontology annotation, molecular function: chitin binding. Gene Ontology annotation, cellular component: extracellular region. The transcript is spliced from 8 exons.
GAGUAACCUGCUGCACGUUUUUCACCGUCGAUCAUUUGUAGCAAGGACAAACUCGAUUAGCUUGCAAACAAGUUUUCUCCAACAGAUUCACCGCGUUCGCCGGUUUAUCUGUCAUUCCUGCGGAAAAGCUGCAAAUUUCAAGAUUAUCUUUAUCUUUUAAGAUUCUUCGUAAUAAUCAAAACUGGAUUUACCAAAAUGAAAAUUGCCAGCACAUUAUUUCUCUUCGUUGUUGUCGGAUGUACUUGGCGAGAGGCACUAUGCACAUGUGUAUUUCAGUCGGACUUCGGUUUUGUGCUAAACUGCGCUUUCAAAAAAUCCGGUCUCUUCCGGGUCAGAAAUCUCGGAGGUGUGAAGGGUUACAUCGGCCUGGGAUUUUCCGUUGGAGACGAAUUAGGCUUUAGCCAAUCGCUCUCUAAUGUGGAAAGUGCAAAAAGAAGAAGUGUGCAAACAAACAGAGCUAACAGCCUUGCAAUAAAUCCUCUAAAUGCGGCAGGCAAUCGGGAUGAAGCUCGUCUAGGCUCAUUAAAUACUCGCCAAGUGGUGCCGCCCUUCAAACCCUUGCCAUUUGGUACAGCCCGACCAUUAGCUCAACAGCCUGAACGUCAAAAGCUGGUGGUAAAUUCAACGGCUGUUAAAACGGCGCCGGUGAUACCGUCGAUGCAGCUAGAUGCGCUACAUCAACAGCAUCAACGGAUUCAUCAGGAAGCCAAGCUGAAACAACAACAGAGGAUACAACAAGAGGCAUUGGCAUUGCAAGUAUUGAAGCAGCAACGUCAACAACAACAGGAGGCCAUGAGGCAGCAGCAUGUGCAAAAAAUACAGCAAAUGCAGAAGCAGCAGCAGAUGCUCGCGCAACGGCAGCAGAUGAUGACAAUACAAAAUAAAAAAGAUCAACCAUCUCAGAUAAUAGCAGUGACGGGGACAAUGCCAAAGCUACCUAGCGUCGUCGCUGCAAUUCCACAAAGUGGUAUGGUCGAAGCCGAAGUUCUUUCACCAUUAUCAUCAAAGGUAACAGGCAAUUUGAUCUUGUCAAAUGCUGCCUUGCCACCUUUCAUCGCGAUGCCACAAUCAUCGAUGAAACUCACAAACAGAGUCGGUAAUAGUGGUACUUCGCUACAGGAAUUCGAUAAUGAAGUACCAAAAGAUGAUUUCACUCAGCUACCUUUACCGAGCGAAGAGAUGGCUGCUUCAGUGAACGAAAUGACGUUGCUUUCGUUGCAGCCUGUCGCUGCAGCUGAAACCAGCCAGCUGUUGCCUCUUCAACAAAACGAAAAACAACAGUCCUUACCCGACAGCUUACCAUCUUUGGCUCCCAUCCAGGGCAUGGAAACUUCUUUAAAGGCUCUCGCGGAAGCAAGUAACAUCACUUUAGAAGCCUUGGAAGCGGCAAUUCUCCUAAGACAGCAACAGCUUCUUAAAAAACAGCAAGGACCUAUGACGACAAGUACUACAACAACCACAACAGCGUCUCUUAAAAAUAAAUAUAAUUCCGGAGCCACCAAAGUGAUGAACGCGCCUCGGGAAUACUACCCGGUUGGAUACGACAAAAAUUUCGAUGACAACUUUGCAAGUCGCGUUGACCUGCCUGACACGAGCUUUUACUGUGGCGAUCAAAAACAUUUUCCAGGUUUUUAUGCCGACGAAGACCUGGGAUGCAUGGUGUUUCACGUUUGCGCAUUGACGGACGAUGGUUUGAUCAUGAAAAGUUUCCUGUGUCCGGAAUCAACGUUGUUCGAUCAAACGAUUUUGAGAUGCAACUGGUGGUUCUACGUGGACUGUAAAGCUUCCAAGAGCUUGUACGACAGCAAUAUACCUAUUAGUAAGAGUUAUCAGUUAAUGAAGGCCUUGGCGUUCUUCUCGGCGUACAAAAAUCACGAAAACGGGACAAAUACUGAGCAAAAUAGCGAAGAUAAUUCUUGAAUCGGCUAAUCAAUCAAAAAUUACAGAAUUGUAAUCGUUAAGCUCAAUUUUCCAUAGAAAUUUUCGUGUUUUCACAAUACGACUUUUUCAUCUAGUUUUAAAAGCUUUUAUUUGUAUAUAUAAUUUAUUGAUUAAGAAAGAGAGAGAGAGAGAGAGAGAGAGA